AUGAUACCAUUAUUAAUAUCAACAAUAUCAAUGAAUGUUUUACGUUAUGUUGAUACAAGUGAUGAUAAUGGUCAAGAAGAAACAUCAGUUAUUGAAUGGGAUCAUAAGCAACCAAUUCGUUUUGCAAACUAUUUAUCAACAUUUGCCGAGAGACUUGAACUUGGUGAAUAUAUUCCUGAUGUUAAUGAUCAAGAAAAAACACGUGGUCUUAUUCUUAAAAAAUAA
This is a messenger RNA of Rotaria sp. Silwood1, 225 nucleotides long. Lineage: Eukaryota; Metazoa; Rotifera; Eurotatoria; Philodinida; Philodinidae. The record is from the annotation of a GenBank genome assembly.